AUGAUUAUUGUGGAUUUGAUUUUGGCAAUUCUUUGGAGUGCUAUCAAGAUGUUUUACUUGGUGGCGUUGUCGCUGGUGUGCGACCGACUGUUGUCGGCGCGGAACGAGACGCGGGCGCUGGUGAACGAGCUGGUGAUGGACUACGAGCUGCCGGCGGCGGCGCGCGCGCAGGCCAAGUCCUUCACGCACCUCAUCAACGCGCACCCGCUCAGCAUCCACAUUUACGACAUGUUCACGGUCGAUAUCACUUUAAUGUUGAAGUUUAUAAGCGUUUCCACUACAUAUUUAAUUAUUAUUAUACAAAUUUCAAAUUUUCUUUGA
Molecule: messenger RNA, 321 nt
Organism: Leguminivora glycinivorella
Lineage: Eukaryota; Metazoa; Arthropoda; Insecta; Lepidoptera; Tortricidae
Exons: 1
Coding region: 1-321 (106 amino acids)
Biological process (GO): sensory perception of taste
Cellular component (GO): membrane
Source: RefSeq, a predicted model, not a curated record